UAUUUCAGUUGUUCAAAUCUUGUCUCGGCGUUACACCGCUGCACCCUGCUCCCUGCAACCCUCCGAACUUUAGUCCCUAAUCCAUUCCAAUUUCAAGUAAACAACCUGUGAUUUUAGUGACGAAAUGGGACUGUUGCUGUCCGUUAUAAUCUCCUACGCCGGGGUCAACGAAGCAAUAGAAACCCUGAGGCACAUACUGAGCGGAAUCCUACCGGACACCGACCCGGACUUCCAAGACCUCGUCGACCACUACUCCAGACUGCUCCAGAAGACCGCCAACCAUUCCACAGCGGCCGACUGGACCAUCGGCUGCGGUCAAGGCUACCUCUGCUUAACUGAAGACAACGAUGGAAAACUAAAAUCGGCCGCUGUCAAGUACUACGAUGGUCAACCCGAUUCUACAGCCAUUUUAUUCUCAACAAAAAUUUCCAGUUUUGGACAGGACUCCGUUGAAGAUAGUAGCUCUCAAUCGCAAGCGAACGGUGACUACAGGUCAGAAAGGUACUUACCGACAAAGACGAAAACAAUUAUAACGAACACAUCCGAUUCCUUCAGUGUCGGCUACAGAGACAGAUCACCAACGUCUGUUACUACGUCUAGAAACGAAGCCAAAGAGAAACUGACCUGGCAUUACCGCCCUAAGAGCCCCACCCCACAAGCGCAAACACUGCCCGAAAUACAUUUCCAAUCAUUCGACGAUGACCAAAAAGGAGUAUACAGCGAAGACUUUUUAAGAUCACUUGACGGAAUAAAGUUCCGACCGUUGCAACGAAGCGACCCGAGUGGCCGGCGCAGGAGUUUCAAAAAACGUCACUCUUCUUCGUCGAACUCUUCUAAAGAGUCGCGGGCGUCCCGCGAGGAAGAGCUAAAGCUGUUCACGUCACUCGAGGAAGCCGAGUUCGACAGUAUGCGUAAAGAUGACAACGUCAGUGGUUUUGGGAGUGUCCCUAAUCUAGCCACGCGUUCUUAUUCCAGAAGUCGCUCGCGGGAAAAUUCCAGGGAGCGAAGAAAUGAGACGUGGAGCACUGACGCGUCUGUGGACAGCGCGCCUGACGAAGACACCACAGACAAGAAGCCGAAAAUGAAGGAUCUGCCUAAACUCGACUCCUUCGAAGAAGAAAAAGAUGUCAAUCAAGAGAAAGAGCUCAUUUUCAGUGGCGAAUACACCAAGGCGAUGAACAAGGACUGGCACAGCGGCCACUUCUGCUGCUGGCAGUGCGACGAGUCGCUGACGGGCCAGCGCUACGUUCUGCGCGAUGAGCACCCCUACUGCAUCAAGUGCUACGAAAGCGUCUUCGCCAAUGGCUGCGAGGAGUGCAACAAGAUCAUCGGCAUCGACUCUAAGGACCUGUCGUACAAAGACAAGCACUGGCACGAGGCGUGCUUCCUCUGCGCGAAGUGUCGCGUGUCGCUGGUGGACAAGCAGUUCGGCUCCAAGCUGGACAAGAUCUACUGCGGGAACUGCUACGACGCGCAGUUUGCCAGCCGCUGCGAUGGAUGCGGCGAGGUCUUCCGCGCUGGCACCAAGAAGAUGGAGUACAAGACCCGGCAGUGGCAUGAGAAGUGCUUCUGCUGCGUAGUCUGCAAGAACCCCAUUGGCACCAAGAGCUUCAUCCCUCGUGAGCAGGAGAUCUACUGCGCCGGCUGUUAUGAGGACAAGUUCGCCACCCGCUGCGUCAAGUGCAACAAGAUCAUCACGCAAGGCGGCGUCACGUACAAGAACGAGCCGUGGCACCGCGAGUGCUUCACGUGCACCAACUGCAACACGUCGCUGGCCGGCCAGCGGUUCACGUCGCGCGACGAGAAGCCCUACUGCGCCGACUGCUUCGGCGAGUUGUUCGCCAAGCGGUGCACCUCCUGCACCAAGCCCAUCACUGGCAUCGGCGGCACGCGCUUCAUCUCGUUCGAGGACCGCCACUGGCACAACGACUGCUUCAUCUGCGCGCAGUGCAAGACCUCUCUCGUGGGCAAGGGCUUCAUCACCGACGGCCAGGACAUCAUCUGCCCCGAGUGCGCCAAACAGAAGCUCAUGUAAAUACUCCAGACGCACGCUUGCUAACGCUUGCCUCUCUCGGACCGCUCUGUGUCUGUAUUAUUUACCACCCCCGAUUGUGCCAGCGGGGUGACAAAUGACGAUCGCACGAAACGAAUCAUCUGAAUAGUCAUUUGUUUUCUUCUAUCACGCAACUAAACGACGCGUCACGUCUUCAUCCAUUCGAACUGUGACUGACCAAGAUUUUUGUAAUUGUGCAGCGCAAACACCAUUCUACCGAUAGUCGCUAAAGCCCGAGACUGGUGCACGUUAAAGCAACCGUCGAGCAACGCCCGUACGGCCGACCCUUAGUUAUUUGUUACUUAGAAGCGUUGUUGACGAUAUUUUUUAUACAAAAAAUCGAAAAAAAAUAACAAAAAAAUGUGGAUGCACAAAAUAUGUAUUAAGUAUUAAUUUCGCUUUUCUACUGAACUUUACUUAAGGUGUUUAUAUAUUUUGACUGUCUAGUUUGAGAUAUUGUCACUAAUACCGCGCGGUGAUUUCAUCCACUUUAUUUAUUAAAUUAUUGAUAUCUCCUAUUCAUGCUAAUGCCAUAUAGUUUCGCUUUGGCUGUUGUAUUAGUCAUUUAGAUUAUAUUGUCAAUUUACCUAGUGCGAUUCACACGAUGCCUUAAUAUCAUAUCUAAGUCAAUUUCAAGGGUAGGAAGCAUAACUUGAAUGUAUAAUACUAUAUCUUCUUAGAUCCUUAUCUUCUGGUGUUGCCAGAUUCUUGAUUUAUAUUAGACAUUUCCGAAUGGAAUGUAUUAAGUGCUUGUCAUUGUUAAAAUGCGUAACAUAGUUUUUAAGAAUACUAUUGACAGAGUAAUUAAUGUAUGUUUAAGUAUUUAUUAUAACGGGAGGACGCACUUAUUAUUGCCGCCGGCCCGCCAGGCCGCCUGUCGGGCCGGCGUCACUCUAACACUUACUUAAGUGACGCGAGUCAUCUAGUUUUUGCUAAUAAAAAUUAAUAAUAUAAAGUAUUUUUGUUCUCGAAUAGGCAUCACUUGUAUUACAAUAAUGUAAUUGAAUGUUAUCGAUAUUUUUACAUUUUAAUGUUAGCAUAGUGACACCUGUGUCGAGCGACCGACCACCAACCUGGGGAACACUUAAGGGUUACUGUUAAGGGUUAAAUUAUUCGAAUGUUGAAUAAUAUUAAUUUAUAAUAAUGUGUACACAUUUAAAUUGCUUAGCUGUGUGAUCUGAUCUAAUUAAAUCUUUGUAUCUAUCUACCCAUAGAAUGUAAACUAUGAAACUGAAAUAAAUGAUUCAAAAUAACUGAA
Messenger RNA from Ostrinia furnacalis (Asian corn borer), 3311 nucleotides. RefSeq names its product four and a half LIM domains protein limpet. The transcript has 8 exons. The record is from RefSeq and is a predicted model, not a curated record. Gene Ontology annotation, molecular function: zinc ion binding; transcription coregulator activity. Gene Ontology annotation, cellular component: nucleus; Z disc. NCBI's taxonomy places the organism in Eukaryota, Metazoa, Arthropoda, Insecta, Lepidoptera, Crambidae. Bases 125 to 2035 code for a protein of 636 amino acids.